Alexandromys fortis (reed vole) is the source of this 3021-nucleotide messenger RNA. It is a transcript of the gene Ell3, whose product is annotated as elongation factor for RNA polymerase II 3. NCBI's taxonomy places the organism in Eukaryota, Metazoa, Chordata, Mammalia, Rodentia, Cricetidae. Bases 21 to 1595 code for a protein of 524 amino acids. The record is from RefSeq and is a predicted model, not a curated record. The transcript has 10 exons. Gene Ontology annotation, molecular function: cis-regulatory region sequence-specific DNA binding. Gene Ontology annotation, biological process: positive regulation of transcription elongation by RNA polymerase II; transcription elongation by RNA polymerase II; snRNA transcription by RNA polymerase II. Gene Ontology annotation, cellular component: transcription elongation factor complex.
GCGGUGCCGGGGGCGGGGUCAUGGUGAAGGGCGGGACAGACCCGGACGGCGGGAGUGCCAGCCUAGGCUUGGGCGGCAGAAGUGGCAGAGGUGGCCCUUGCCCGUGGUCUCGUUCGUUUGUGCGCGACUUUGGCACCAUGGAGGGGACCCAAGAAGCUCUGAGUGGGAAAAUGCGGCUCCUUUUCACCCCUGCUGCUCGGACCAGCCUUAUGAUGCUUAGGCUCAACGAGGCGGCGCUACGGGCAUUGCAAGAGUGUCAGCAGCAACAGGUACGGCCUGUGAUCGCUUUCCAAGGCCACCGAGGGUAUCUAAGGCUUCCAGGCCCUGGAUGGUCCUGCCUCUUCUCCUUCAUAGUAUCCCAGUGUGGCCAAGAGGGCACUAGUGGCGGCUUGGAUCUUGUGUACCAACGUUUAGGCAGAUCUGGGCCGAACUGUCUCCACUGCCUGGGCUCACCGAGAGAGCGACUCACUAUUUGGGCAGCCAUGGAUACUAUCCCAGCCCCACUGUUAGCUCAUGAACACCUGACUGAAGAUCCCAGAGAGUCCGAGAGUUGGCAGGACACUGGAGAUGCUCCUGAAGGCCAUCCCCAGAUGGCACUAGAAGAGGUAUCUGACCCACUGGCAAGCAACCACGGACAGUCACUCCCAGGAUCCUCCAGUGAGCCCAUGGCACAAUGGGAAGUGAGGAACCACACCUAUCUUCCAAACAGAGAGCCGGACCAACCACCGUCUUCCCCUGCCAACCUGAAACGCCUGGACAAGAAACGUUCAGCACCUAUAACCACUGAAGAACCAGAGGAAAAGAGGCUCAGAGCUUUGCCUCCUGCCCCAAGUCCACAAGGGCUAUCAAAUCAGGACUCCCAAGAGGGAGGAAACUGGGUGCAAGAUGAAGAUGGAGAUUCCACGCUGGAGCAGAGUCUCUCGGAUCAAGCAGCCUCUGAAUCCCCAAGCCCCAAGGAGGUACCAGAUUAUCUCCUGCAAUACGGAGCCAUCCACAGCACAGAGCAGCAACAGGCCUACGAGCAGGACUUUGAGACAGACUACGCUGAAUACCGUAUUCUGCAUGCCCGUGUUGGGGCUGCCAGCCAAAGGUUCACAGAGCUGGGGGCGGAGAUCAAGAGACUUGAGCGAGGAACCCCAGAACACAAGGUGCUAGAAGAUAAAAUAGUCCAGGAGUAUAGAAAGUUCAGGAAGGUAAGACAGGCUGCAAGCAGUAAGCAGGAAGGUGGAAGCCGCUUUCCUUUUUACAAGAGUGUUUCUCUCUGCAGCGGUAUCCAAGCUACCAAGAGGAGAAGCAUCGCUGUGAGUACCUGCAUCAGAAAUUGUCCCACAUUAAAGGUCUCAUCCUGGAGUUUGAGGAAAAGAACAGGGGCAGCUGAAACCAUGCAGAGGCCUUUCGAGCCUGUGCCCAGUGAUGAAGAACACAGCUCUAAGGUGGAGCAGCAGCACAUCUGCUUUUCUGAUUUUGACCCUUCCAUCCAAGGUGGCAAGCAGAGAGUCAUGCUAGGUUCUUGCAGUUUGGUUUUUGUUAUUGCCGUUAAUUUUGUAGGGUGUGGGCAUGGAGUCAAGUCUCCUCAGCUGUGCCCAGGAGACUAGAAAAGUAGCAGACGCUUGGCUUCCUCAGCUCUACUUCAGCUAAGUCAUUUUCAGAUCCUGAAAAAUGACAUUUCCAGAUCGACACACACUUUGAGAAUAUUAGACAAGUGAGUUUAGCUAAGUGGCCUUGCAGGAAGAAAAUGAGAACUUCUGGUGUCAUAGCAUACCUCGAUGUAAGGGAAAGGGCUUGGCAUUACUCACGUACUGUAACAUGGCUGAAAAUGAAAACCAAUUGCUUCUGUCCUGUGUGAUCAUUAAUCUUAAUCAUCCAAUGUGUGCUGUGUAUGUGACUUUCUCUGAGGCUGAAAGACUGAAUCCCCAUGUUCCAGCCCAAGCGUUAUGGUCAUCUUUACUGUGCUAGAUACAUGCUCCUCCACUAAACAACACUACCUUCCCCCACCCCAACAUGUUCUUAAAUCAUUAUGUAAGAUCCAGAUGUGCAUUUUGUUAUCAGGCCCUAUCAGAAAGUCACAGGGAAUUAAGGCUAUAUAUCUAGAAUUAUGAGGAAGAGACCUAGUCAGUCAUCCUCAUCAACUUAGACUAUGAAAUCCAAUAUGGACAAGUUCCACAGAGCCGCCAUAUACGGGCUGCCGAUGCAUGCUUCACCACAGCCAGGGCAUACAUUUCAUUCAAUUUCAUCUAGAAUUACCCUGGGCUGAAAGCUAUAAUUAUGGACAAGAGUCUGAUUUAGCUACAAAGAGGGUCCAUAUUUUAAUCCAUUCAAAAGAAUACAUCUUGUAGGCUCUUGUUCUUGCCAGUGAUAUAUGUUUCCGUUUUACUGGAACGAAAUUUAAUGGCAAUACCCAAAGAUCUGGGGAGAGAUACACCCAGCAGUAUCACUAUUCUUCAAACUGAAUGGAACCCCAUACUGAUGUCACACUGGCACGGGGCAUUUCUGGGCAGGAGGUAUGAACAUGCAGAAAGCUUGGCUCUGUGGCAAAGAUAAGCAGUUAUCCAUCUUCAAGACAGGAAUAAAGGCAAAACAACUGUAAUCUUAGUACCUGGGGGCUGAGCAGGGUAGACUGUCCUAAGUUAAAGGCCAGCCUUGGCUACAGGAGAUUGAGAAAUUAAGAUUUAGAGAUGGUAACUGGACCUAGUCAGUCUGAGGUUACAGGGAUCAGUGUAGCGUACUAUGAUGCCUUAAAUUUUUUUUUUAAACAUUUAUUUAUUAUGUAUACAAUAUUCUGUCUGUGUGUAUGCCAGGCCAGAAGAGGGCGUCAGACCUCAUUACAGAUGGUUGUGAGCCACCAUGUGGUUGCUGGGAAUUGAACUCAGGACCUUUGGAAGAGCAGGCAAUGCUCUUAACCACCAAGCCAUCUCUCCAGCCCCCGAUGCCUUAAACUUUUUUCCAGAUAGUUUAAGAUGCUAGCCUUAAACCUGCUACACAGCCAAGGAUGACCCUGUAGUGUUUGGAUUACAGGUGUGU